Quercus robur (English oak) is the source of this 1415-nucleotide messenger RNA. RefSeq lists its product as uncharacterized. Gene Ontology annotation, biological process: cellular respiration; ubiquinone biosynthetic process. The record is from RefSeq and is a predicted model, not a curated record. Gene Ontology annotation, molecular function: ubiquinone binding. The transcript has 5 exons. Lineage: Eukaryota; Viridiplantae; Streptophyta; Magnoliopsida; Fagales; Fagaceae. The coding region runs from base 396 to 1133 and encodes 245 amino acids.
CCGUUUUGCUUCCGUGCUAUUCUUUCUUCUUCUCAACAAUUCCAUUCCGGAGAUUUGGGACUUUCCCUCGAGUUUUGUUGGUUUUUGGGCCUUUUACUUUUGUUAUCAGCCAUCAAACGGUGCGUUUAGGUAAUUGUCAAUUACGAAACUGCCCAGCUAAUCCUGCACUGGCACUAUAAAAUUGUAUGGACGAAAAAAUAAAAUCAUAAACAAAACCACAAACGCGAAAGCACCGUUGCAACUGCGUCACAGCACAGCACACAUGACACAACAGCCCCUAAAUACAAUUCUCUAAUUUUAACUCUUUCUUAAGGUGAAACACAGAUUCGAAAGGUCUCCUCUCUGAUUUGCCUAAAUUAUCAGAAUUUCAGUAAUAAUAAUAUCCCUAUAGAUAGAUGUGGAGGUCGAAAUCGAAGGCGGUGUUGAUAUUGGGACAAAAGGGUUUGAGCGGCAGUACUCGGGUGUUGCAGCACAACAAACCUUAUGCUCGCAUCAUCCACACCUCCUCCCUACCUAAUUCCAACGACUUUUUGACGCCGUGGCGGUGGCAGCAGCAGCAGCAGCAACAGCAACAGCGUUUGUUUAACGAAAGUAGCACUCAAAGAAGACGCUUUCUCGGUUGCGGAGAUGGUGAGGAAGGCGGUGUUCUCUCCAAAGUUUACGAGGAGAAGCUUGUGUUGGGGUAUUCUCCAGAGCAGUUGUUUGAUGUAGUUGCAGCUGUUGACUUGUAUCAUGGUUUUGUCCCCUGGUGUCAGCGGUCUGAGGUAAUUAAACAUAAUCCGGAUGGAUCUUUUGAUGCCGAGCUGGAGAUUGGUUUCAAAUUUCUUGUUGAAAGUUACAUUUCUCAUGUUGAAUUGAACAAGCCAAAGUAUAUAAAGACUACUGUAACGGAUAGCAAUUUGUUUGACCACUUGAUAAACAUAUGGGAGUUCAAUCCAGGACCAGUUCCAGGAACUUGCAACCUGUAUUUUUUGGUGGAUUUUAAGUUCCAAUCACCACUUUACCGACAGGUUGCAUCCGUGUUCUUCAAGGAGGUGGUCUCAAGACUGGUAGGUUCAUUUAACGAACGCUGCCGUUUGAUAUAUGGACCGGGGGUCAGAGUCCAUGAAAAUUCAUAUGGUCAAAGGGUAUGAGAGGUCGUUUUGCAUUUAACUGGGUGCUGUGCCGUAUGAACCUUUAGAACACACUGGAGAGAUUACAUUACUAUCUCACUAGCCUCUGGGUGGUUUUUAUUUUAUUUUAUUUUAUUUAAAUUUUGUUUGCUGCCUGGUGGCCGAUUGAUCUCCUGGUCAUUGUAAUUCAAUUAAAGCCUUAGAAGCAAUCCUAUCAAAAAAAGAAAAAAAAGAAGCAUUAGAAGCACUUUUUCUCCUUGUUAUCUCAAGUUUAAUAACAUUUAAAUAUUUAAUUACUUUCAA